GCGCUGCCGACAUUCAAAAACAUAUAAACUCGCUGCAUGCACUGCAGUUGCAGGCACAGCCAUGUGGCUACUCUCGCCUUUAUCUCUCACCCACCCGCGCCCCGAUUUGAAGCCUCAAUUCUUUCUCGUUUAUAACCAACCUUGAGUCGACCUCGGGAAGCACAACGUCGAGUAGUCGAACUCACCCAUCAUGGGAGAAACUACGGAGGAAAUCCAGCUUUCUGAGAAGAACCUCAAUAAUGUUGAGGUUUCUGUGCCUUCGACCCCGAACGAAUCUGAAUCAGAAGCUGUUCAGGCGACUCACCAGCACGAUGUACACAUCAAUUUGAGCUGGAGGUCAUGGGUUGUGGUGUUGAUAUCAUGCUUUGCUGUCCUGGCCCAGGUUUUUGUCGUCGUCGGAUCAUCAAAUGUUAUUGCCUUUAUCAUCCGUGACCUUGGUGAUCCGGCUAUUGUGGGAUGGAUCAUUCAGGGCCCUCUUCUCAUUCAAGCAACGCUUUCACCCAUCGUGGGCCGCUUGUCAGAUGUCGUGGACCGAAGAUACUUGGUCUCCAUUCCACCAUUGAUUGCUUUCGUCGGAGCUGUCAUUUCUGCCAAAGCCCAAGAUAUGGCAACUUUGAUCGGUGGUGGUAUCCUCAUCGGUGUCACUUUAACCAGUAUUUCCAUCACCCAAGCUAUUCCGGCUGAGGUUCUUCCCCUCAAGUACCGAUCCCUGUCUCAGGGACUUUGCUUCAUCGCGGGAUCUCUCGGUGGACUUCUCGGUGUCCUCGGAGGUGGUGGACUUACAAACACCAAUGCCAAUGGCUGGAGAGGAAUCUACUGGCUGCAAGCCGGACUUCAUUUGGCAACGUCCCUCGGUUUCCUUGCCUUUUAUUGGCCUGCUCGUCCAGCUGAUAGACCUCGGAAGUCCAUUAUGGAGGUUCUCUGGGCUAUGGACCCCAUUGGCUCAUUCCUCUUCAUGUCCGGCACAGCCCUCAUGCUCCUCGCUCUUGACUGGGCUGGUGGAACUUACCAAUGGCAUCAAGUUCAAGUCGCUGCACCACUCGGAAUCGGCAUGGGAUUGACUGUCUUGUUUGGCGUGUACGAGUGGCUUGGACGAAAGGAUGGUCUUGUGGCACACGUGUUCUUCAAGGGGAACAACAAUUUCGCUCUCUCGACCUUUGCCUUCGCAGUAGAGGGAUGGAUCUUCUUCAGCGCUGUCAACAGUGUCACCACUCAAAUCAUCCUCAAUCUGGGCUUCGAGAAUUCAGCGUGGAGAAUCUCUAUCCGCCAACUCAGCUUCAACCUUUGCAAUCUGUUUGCAUCAGUUCCCAUCAUCUGGUGGGCUACAAAGAGGAAAGACGUGAAGACCCCGCUCUACGUGACUUUUGUCCUAUUCCUUAUCACCUGCAUCUGUUACUCUUUCAUUAACCCAAGCAUGAGUAAGGCUCAAUAUGGCUUCAACGUGAUGGCUGGUAUCGGACAAGCAGGACCUCUGACCCUCCUCAUCGCUCUCGUCCAAUAUACUGCACCCCACGCCUACCUCGCCAACGCAACUGGUCUUGCAUUCUCCGCCCGUGCCAUCGGUGGUGCUUUCGGAUCCGCAGUCGUCAACGUCAUCAUCAACAGCAAGUUAGGCAAGACUCUUGUUCCCCAAGUAUCUUCGGCUGCCAUCAAGGCCGGUCUGCCAGCAUCCUCCAUUCCAGCUCUCAUGGAAGGCAUGGCAACGGGUAACCCCGUUGCCCUCGCAGCCGUCCCAGGUAUCAGCCCCAGCAUCCUCGGCGCAGCCUUUGACGCCAGCCACCACGCCUAUGCGGGGGCCUACAGACUCGCGUGGGCAUCCAUCAUUCCCUUCGUCGUCCUCGCUCUCGUGGCUAUCAUCUUCGUAAAGGGAGUUCAGGAUCUCAUGACCGAGGAGGUCGAGGCCACAGUCGAACAUGUCAGCUUGGUUGAGGAGAAGACGGUUUGAACCAUCGGAGCCAUGCUGGCAAUGCUUCGGGAUAAAGUCAAAGUCCGCCCUGUACUUUUCGGGAUGUUUGGGGUCACGAACUGAACGUGCUGGAUGUCUGCUGAACUGGAUGCCUUUCUUGGAAAUUUGGAACGCUAGACACCUAGCACGCGUUAAGAACCAUGGCUCGUAUUUUUUGAGAGAUGUAGAAGUUUUGGCAGUCGGCUGUAGCUUCUUGACUUUCCGGUCCCAUGUGUGAUCCUGCUUCCGAUAUUGUCUCGAUAUCAGCGCUUCAUGUCUUCGGAGGGGCUUCAAGUGAGGCCUUCAAUUAUUCAAUCAAAGGCUUUCUGACCCAGCAGUAGCAGCAUAUGACUUUUUCUCUCUCCUUUCUCUCUUGAAGUUCGUUGAAUUCAGUAUGUCC
Hyaloscypha bicolor E is the source of this 2345-nucleotide messenger RNA. RefSeq names its product MFS general substrate transporter. Lineage: Eukaryota; Fungi; Ascomycota; Leotiomycetes; Helotiales; Hyaloscyphaceae. The transcript is spliced from 7 exons. Gene Ontology annotation, biological process: transmembrane transport. The record is from RefSeq and is a predicted model, not a curated record. Gene Ontology annotation, molecular function: transmembrane transporter activity. Bases 191 to 1945 code for a protein of 584 amino acids.